Messenger RNA from Symsagittifera roscoffensis, 647 nucleotides. Its product is annotated as selenoprotein W-like. The coding region runs from base 113 to 436 and encodes 107 amino acids. Lineage: Eukaryota; Metazoa; Xenacoelomorpha; Acoela; Convolutidae. The transcript has 4 exons. The record is from RefSeq and is a predicted model, not a curated record.
UCUUAGAACUGUCCAUUUUUAGCUCAGUCGACCAUUUUUUUGUAAUUUUAACUAAUUCAUACCAAAUUAGAAACAAAAAUACUAUAGAAACAAAAAUAUAUAGUUUCGUACUAUGGAAACAAAAAUUGAAAAUUUGAGAAUCGAUAACCGAGAAAUGGAACUGGCUAAAAGACCCAUAACCAUCAAAAUUAUCUGCUGUCGUGGAUGUGGGUAUAAGAGCCAGGCGACUACCUUCCGCAAGCAAAUUGCCAGGGCUUUUCCGAAAGAGAAAUUUGUCUGGGUUUUGAAAACAACCGACCAGGUGAACGGAUGCUUCGAAGUACUCAUCAAUGGCGAGCAAGUCCACUCUAAACUGGAAGGCGAUGGAUAUGUGGACUCGGCUGACAAGAUGAAGGUGAUCGAAGACCGCAUUUCUGGCUGCUUGAAACAAAAAUAAAAAGAAAGAUCAACUAACUGAGGAAUCGCAAUUCGAUGUCAAAAUUUGAUCAAUUACCAUAUGUAAAAUUUAACCAAAUUCUCUACUGUGAGCUGAGGAGAAUCUAGAUUUUGAAUUGCAAAAUAUCUUAAUUUUAAGUAACGAGGCCAUACUGUGUAAGGAUACUAAAUGUGUAAGGUCACUGGAAUCCACAAACAAGUCGUACAUAUGC